AAUUUCUGGAGGACUCAAAUUUAGGAGCCGAUCGAAUACCUCGCGGACACAACAACAAAUUCUGCCGUUAUUGCUCAAAAACAACUAUGCAGUUGCUUUAUUUACAUAAAGGCGCACUUUUUAUUUGUACUUUUUGAGACCAUGCAAAAUCUCGAAACUCUUUGUCCGACAACGCAGCACCUUACCGGAGAUUCCCGAGCGGAUCGUCGCUGUUCCCCGCCGUCGUAUAGAAUAAUCGGAACCUACUCCAGUUGAUGAAGUGAUUCAAGCGCAGUUCACCAGCACGCCAGAUUUUUGCACAGGCCUCGCGAAAUGGAGACGGGAGCGGAGACAGAAGACGUGCCCAAAUUACAUUUGGAGGCCAGCGAACUUUGGAGACAGUUCCAUCAAUGUUGCACUGAAAUGGUCAUCACAAAAUCUGGAAGGCGCAUGUUCCCACCUUUACGGUUAAGAUGCACUGGUAUGGAAACAAAAACUAAAUACAUCCUAAUGAUGGACGUCGUGGCGGCGGAUGAACGCAGAUAUAAAUUUCAUCAUUCCCGCUGGAUGGUGGCGGGGAAGGCGGAUCCAGAGUUGCCCAAGCGCGUGUACAUUCACCCGGACAGCCCUGCCGCAGGCGAGCAGUGGAUGUCCAAAGUGGUCACGUUCCACAAAGUGAAACUUACUAACAAUAAAUCUGACACGCAUGGAUUUACCAUCCUCAACUCGAUGCACAAAUAUCAACCAAGAUUUCACAUCGUAGAGGCAAACAAUAUCCUGAAGCUGUCUUGCAGCAGCACCUUUCAAACUUACGUCUUCCCUGAGACAGAGUUCAUUGCAGUUACAGCUUAUCAGAAUGACAAGAUCACUCAGCUGAAAAUAGACAACAAUCCUUUCGCAAAGGGGUUUCGCGACACAGGAAAUGGCAAAAGAGAAAAGAGGCAGGUUAUUUUUCCUUUAUAUUAUGAAGAUGCCCAGGACAGUGACGAUGAAAAAGAACAUGGAACCCGCAAAAAAACUGAACUGAGGAUUUCUCCAGGAAGGAGACCAAGUCUGAUUGAUUGUUCUGUUCGGCAAGACUCUGAGCAAAAUGAGAUUCGUCGCAGUUCUCAUUCAGAAUUAGAGAGACAUCUUCAGGACUCAACAACUGGACGGAAUUCUCUCCACUCUUCCAAGUUAAACAGCUGCCCAUUACCCGGUCCCACCAGGGCAGCCCAGAAUGGACCUUCCCCACUCAAGUAUGACAAACUGGGACUAUUUGUCUUCUCCAAUAACAUGGCCACCUAUUCCGCCUGUGGCUGA
This is a messenger RNA of Syngnathus typhle (broad-nosed pipefish), 1281 nucleotides long. RefSeq names its product T-box transcription factor TBX3-like. The transcript is spliced from 6 exons. The record is from RefSeq and is a predicted model, not a curated record. Gene Ontology annotation, molecular function: RNA polymerase II cis-regulatory region sequence-specific DNA binding; DNA-binding transcription factor activity, RNA polymerase II-specific. NCBI's taxonomy places the organism in Eukaryota, Metazoa, Chordata, Actinopteri, Syngnathiformes, Syngnathidae. Gene Ontology annotation, cellular component: nucleus. Bases 313 to 1281 code for a protein of 322 amino acids. Gene Ontology annotation, biological process: regulation of transcription by RNA polymerase II; cell fate specification; positive regulation of DNA-templated transcription.